GAAGAGCGGUCUAGCCUUUACUGAGGUAAGCCUGAGCGGUAGCCCAGAGUGGUCCCUUAGCUCAUUAUUAGGGUCCACUUGCACCUGCGCUCCUGAAACAAGGAGCUGCGCCUUACCAAAUAAGGACAUGUGAUAGCCUCACUUGGAUGACGUUGGACGUGAAAUAGUAAAGAACGGGAGUAUGUGCACAGUUUCGACGGAAUACUAAACCGGUGGGGGAACACCAGGCUAAUCUGGUUACAUAAGAAGCCACUGAGUUUGCAGACUGCCUCUGCACUAAUCCGCUGAACUAUUCAUGUUCAACUGUCCCACGGCUGCUAAACACACAGGACAAACGCGCGUACACUUGUGGCUCCUUGCAGGCACAGGGGCGCUGUAGCGGAGCGUGAGAUUAUAAACUGAACGCGGACACAGAUUUCUUUGAGGUGCUCGAACGCAUCUCUGCAGAGACUGCCUUUGCCUCAUGUUGCAACUGACGGCUUGCGCUGUUCGAGCCCGUGACGAUUCCGCUGACGCGCCACUAGCCGCACCACCCAGGAGGUAGAGAGGAGAGCUGUGAGCGACGGAGAGCGAGCAGUGGACUCAUUGGACACCGGACUUUCAUUUUCUCUUACCAUAACGACCGAGGACGGACGCCCUACUGUUGUGGAAGUCCCGUGGACGACAUUUACCGAGCGUCAGCAAUCAACCAGUAGCAUCACCCAGACUCUUCUGCAGUGAUGGAAGUACCAAGCUUGGCGCACAACAUCACCAGUCCAUUAAGUCCCUGUGAGGGGAUGAUCAAGGACCUAAGCUUGGACGCGAUACAAUUAUGCGAACGAGAUGGAAAUAAAUCCCAGGACGGUAGCAUCUCUGAAAUGGAGGAGCUUCCUGUUCCUCAGAAUAUCAAGAUCAGCAACAUCACCUGCGACUCCUUCAAGAUCUGCUGGGACAUGGAAGCUCGCAGCAAGGAGCGCAUUACACACUACUUCAUUGACCUGAACAAGAAGGAGAACAAAAACUCUAACAAGUUCAAACACAAGGAUGUUCCUACUAAGCUUGUGGCUAAGGCUGUGCCCCUGCCCAUGACUGUCCGGGGUCACUGGUUUCUGAGCCCCCGCACAGAGUACACUGUGGCCGUCCAGACUGCAUCGAAACAGACAGAUGGAGACUACACUGUCUCGGAGUGGAGUGAGAUCAUUGAGUUCUGCACCGCUGAUUAUUCAACAGUGCACCUAAACCAGCUGCUGGAAAAGGCAGAAGUCAUUGCGGGGCGAAUGCUGCGUUUUUCUGUCUUCUAUAGAAACCAGCAUAAAGAAUAUUUUGACCAUGCCAGGGAUAUGCAAGAAAACCGGAUGCUCCUGUCAGUGAAAGACAACAGUGGCAGCCAUGGCUCGCCUAUCAGUGGCAAGCUAGAAGGCAUCUUCUUCAGUUGCAACACAGAGUUCAACACAGGCAAGCCACCGCAGGACUCCCCAUACGGUCGCCUUCGCUUCGAGGUCCGGGCAGAUGCACUCUUCAACCCUGACACCAGCCUGUACUUUGGAGACUUCUACUGCAUGUAUACUGCCUACCACUAUGUCAUCCUGGUCCUGGCACCAAAAGGCUCCAGGGGAGACGAAUUCUGUAAGCAGAGGCUUCCUGUGCUCGACAUUAGCAACAACCGUUUCCUGACCUGCAAGCAGGAAGAGAAAGGUCUUGUGUUUCAUCACGCCCAAGAUGUCAUUCUGGAGGUGAUCUACACAGAACCUGUAGACCUGACCAUGGGCACGGUGGCGGAGAUCAGUGGGCACCAGCUGAUGAGUCUGUCCACAAUAAAUGCCAAGAAGGACCCCAGCUGCAAGACCUGCAACAUUAGUGUGGGACGCUAAGGAGGAGCAGAAUUUCCAAGUGGAAGAAAAGGUGAAACUGGAUUUGACUGACCUCUACACACAAAGGAAGUCCACGUGUACUUAAGUAGACCAACACAUGCAUGAAGCAACAGAUUUAUUAGGCUCCUAGACAUGCACAUUAACAUAUCUGACUGUGUUCUUUAAUCCCAAGAGGCCAUCAUUCCCAAAGAAUGGAGAGGGGGAAAAAAGAAGGUACACACUCUGACACAUCCACUACUGUCUCCUCAUCUGAAAAAGGGUUGUAAUCACACUGAAAACACCAACUGAAAUAUCUAAACAGCCACCUGGCAAGUCACAGUGGUGUACUCACCAAACCCUUUAACUGUACUAACAGACACUGGCUGCUUUUAUUCAAAUCCCUGUUAUUUUAAUCAGCUGUCUGAUUUUUUUUUUAUUUCUUUUAUAUUAAUGACCUUAGCCUUGGUUUUAUUGAUAUGCUGUUAAAUGAGUGUCCACUGUCUGCGUGGACAAAAAUAUUGUUUUUAUCCCGAUUAUAUUGACUGUAUGUUUCAUUUUUUAUUCCACAGUUGACAAAUUCAGACUUACCUCCUUCUAGUGGCAUGGACUGGUACUACAAUUUUCUAGGGCUGCAGCAUCGAUAGUAAACUUUCUUUAUACCAAAGUUAUUGUAAACCAGACAUCAAACUGCUGUGGAAUCUAAACAGUACUAAUGCAACAGCCUCUAAAUGUGUAUUCACAAAGUCUUUGAUAAUUUCAAGUCUGAGCAACUUGUUAACCUUUAAAAAAAAAAGAUGCAUGAUGCAGUUGCUGUGCAGCAUGAGUUUAAAAGCUGUCAGUACCUCCAACUUCUGUGCAACAGUCAUUCUUAUUUUAUCGUCAGUGGAAAGAAAGAAAGUAGAACCAUAAACUGUGUUUAGCAGAAUAAAUGUGAAAAAAUAUUUAUUUUUACUGAUACAUUAAUAUAUAUGUAUAUAAAUAUAUAGAAAACUAUAUAAACCAGAAGUGCACAAUGUCAAAAGCUCUGGUCAUUGUCAACACAGGAUUUCGGGGGGGCAUUAUUUCAUACAGGCAAAGGGGGAAAAAAACACAAAUUUGACAGCAUAUAUAAUUUGCACUACUUUGCGUAUACUUAUUUUCCAAGCUAAAUAUAAAAAUUAAGUUUAAGCUCAAGUAUGAAAUUCCAAAUGCAUAUCAUAGCACAAUGUAGGACUAAAAAAAAUAAAACAAAACAAAAAAAAAAAACGGAAAAAAACCAACAUGCACAAACACUGCAGGAUUGUGACACUGACUGCAGUUAAGCUUACACAUUUCUUUCACCAAUACAACACUUUUAAAAUAUAGUUUCCACAUCUGCAAUGGACAAAUGUUUUGGCAAGGAAAGAAAGUAACAAGGUGCCAUAAUAUACAGUAAUUAUAAAAUAACUUAUACACAACAUCCAGCUGUUGUAGCACUCAACAUAUAGACCUGUGCUACAUAGCAUACACAUGCUACAUCACAUUUCUAUUAUGUCCUGAAUAAUAAGGGAUGCAUUUUUGGGACUAGGCUAAAAACUUUGCAGCUGUCCAGUAUUAAUUAAACCUGUCAAUAAUUUCCAUCAGUUUUCUUCAUGUAAAGUGCAUUAACAUAAAAAGUAUGACAUGAAACAACAUGUAUGAUCUCACCAUCAAAACCUUCAGAAAUGACCCUGUUAAGAUAAAUAGAAGUCCCACUGUGAGUAACUCAACUUAUCUUGGUUGAGUCCUGUUGUUUACUGAGCAGGGCCUCCAGUAGACGGAGCUUCGCUUUGAGGUUCUUAUACUGGCAGUACUCCUCUGCCAUUGGUCCACGGUCCUCCUUCUGACAAACCCUGUUAACAAUGCAUGGAGGGGAGAGGAUGCAGGCAGAAGGCAAAACUUCUUUUUUUUCUUUGUAGUUUCGAAACAACCUGCAGCAGCUUUCAUAACUGGUUGAUAGUCCCUAUGUUGCCUUACUCAGAUAGCUUUGUACAGUGUGUAUUGUAAUAAAAACUUACUGUAUUUACUUUGGACAGCUAACGUGUACAGUACAAAAGAUGUGUACAUUUCAGAGCAAAAGUCUCUCUUUGUCUCUUACAUGGGCUCUCUGUGUUGGAUUAAUGUUACAUGAGUGUGCAUUACACUGUCGUACCGUUACGAUGGAAUUUCUUUUGCGUAUGUUUUUUCUUUGAUUUUCACAAGGCAUUGUUGAAAAACCAAACGUUCCAAGUUUAUUAAAAGACAAAAUUAAAAGCAAAUGCCAGGUACUCUUA
Molecule: messenger RNA, 4099 nt
Organism: Melanotaenia boesemani (Boeseman's rainbowfish)
Lineage: Eukaryota; Metazoa; Chordata; Actinopteri; Atheriniformes; Melanotaeniidae
Product: phytanoyl-CoA hydroxylase-interacting protein-like
Exons: 5
Coding region: 720-1850 (376 amino acids)
Cellular component (GO): cytoplasm
Molecular function (GO): protein binding
Source: RefSeq, a predicted model, not a curated record